Callorhinchus milii (elephant shark) is the source of this 1895-nucleotide messenger RNA. RefSeq names its product ring finger protein 32 (gene rnf32). Gene Ontology annotation, molecular function: protein binding. The record is from RefSeq and is a predicted model, not a curated record. The transcript is spliced from 10 exons. Bases 131 to 1330 code for a protein of 399 amino acids. NCBI's taxonomy places the organism in Eukaryota, Metazoa, Chordata, Chondrichthyes, Chimaeriformes, Callorhinchidae.
GUUGCGGGGCUGGGCGGGAGGCGCCAGUUGCCAUGGUGACGGCGCUGGCGUCAGGCGGGACUGAGAUUAACUCUCAGUCACAAGUUCCUUGGAACAUCGAUUAUUAAAAUCACAAUUUUUAUUUCUCCGGAUGGAUUUGAAGGGUUCGUUGCCACAGUCAUCUCUCCCGGGCACCAGCACCAAAACAGUCAGGAAUAAGCAUAUUUCCACAAAAACAGACACCACAGUCCUCGUUGCUGUAGCUUUGCAAGAUCACAUUAUAAGGAAUCUGAAGCUUCAAAACCUUUCAUUGUCUAAUACCUUCAACAAGAAACCACUGGCUAAACGGUAUGGUCACAGACCCAUGGACAAAAGGUUAGCAAGCUCUGUAGUGGAUACCGGGCUGAAAAAGAUAAAGCCAAAAAGACAGACUGAGGAAGAUGAGGGAGAAGAGUAUGUUCUGGAUCCGAAACCCCCACAGCUUUCAUUAGCACAAAAAUUAGGUCUAAUCGACGGGCCUGAAGCACCUUUGACAGCUAGUGAGUGGCAGCGGGUAAAGAAGAGAUCAGUACAGCAGGGUGAUUCAUCUCAGCCUUGUGUCAUAUGUAAAGAGGAGUUUGGGAUUCAGCAACAGGUGUUGCUGUCUUGCUCUCAUGUUUUCCACAGGGUUUGCCUGCAAGCCUUUGAGAGAUUCUCUGGGAGAAAGAGUUGUCCGAUGUGUAGAAAGCAGCAGUAUGAGACCAGGGUAAUUCAUGAUGGCGCUCACCUCUACAGGAACAAAUGUGCUACAAGAAUUCAGGCUUGUUGGCGUGGCUAUAUUGUUCGUAAAUGGUACAGACAGCUGAGGCGUUCUAUACCUCCAAAGAAUAAGAAAUUACGAAGGAGAUUCUUUGAAGAUAAGUUAGAAGAAAUUAAUGACAGACUGCUGAGGUCCUGCCACACAAACAUCGAUGAAUUCCUCUCAGAGCUUGACCAUUCGGUGGCUACGAGCCGGAGGGUGAUCCAGCAGUUUGAGGAGAAAUGCCUCAGGAAUAUCUCCGAGAACGAGUGGGAGAAAAUACAACUGAAGCAGCAACCCCAGAUGAACAAGGAAAAGGCGAUCCAGAGGGAAGGAUCUGAUUGUCCAAUUUGUAUCACUCCAUUAUAUUGCUUCAGUAAUACAACAUUCCCCACUGCUCCUGGUACCACUGAGAGAAGAGAGGAACAUGGUCUAUCUGUCCGUCGCACUGUCCUGCUCUCCUGCUCACAUGCCUUCCAUUACUCCUGUCUGCAAGCCUUCGAGGACUUUACAGAGGGACAGAAGCACGUCUGCCCAUUAUGUAGGUCCACUUACCAAAAGAGAAUUAUAUGAAACAUAAAUAAUCUUUCGGUCACAUCCUGUUCGUUCAGAAUGGGAGUUUCUCAGAGGGAGAAUUUUUAAUUAUUUCACUUUCAUGACAUGAAAUAUACAAAUGUUUGUUCCAGUUUCCUGAUUUUUUUAAAAAAAACAGUAAAACAGAAGUUUCCUUCGGCAGCUGUACCAUUUUACCUUUCUGUGUUUCAACUGAAUCAAGCUGGCUCUCAAAAUGGUCCUGUCAUCUUGUCAGCGCCCGCACACACGUCAUUAAUAAGUCUUAUUUGAUAAAAAUCAACUUUUGUUUUGCAUCCUAAUAGUUGGGCAUCAAUUACAGAGCCUUACAAUCAUCUUCUGAAAAUGUAAAUUGUAUUUGGAAUUUUGCCUUUAAAUUAUCCAAAGAACUUUUAUCCGUCAGGAAAGCUGUUAUUCAGGAAUUGUGACAUUCUCAAAGAAUUCUCAAACAAGUUCCUGGUUUAUUGCUUCAGAUCUAAGCUGUUCACUUCUCACGACAUCUGCUUUUCUUCAGUCAAUGUGGAACUUACUUCUUCACAGUUUAUCAAUAAAAUACAAUUUCCUUGAA